Molecule: messenger RNA, 1470 nt
Organism: Argiope bruennichi
Lineage: Eukaryota; Metazoa; Arthropoda; Arachnida; Araneae; Araneidae
Exons: 2
Coding region: 42-1253 (403 amino acids)
Source: RefSeq, a predicted model, not a curated record
UCUUUUACUUGGGUUAGACACGGUUGGAAAAAGGUAGCAGGAUGGAUUAUAGCACUUUGGUUUUCAGAAUGAUUUUUCAGGUAUUUGCAGUUUUAUUCAUCAUUGUUUCUGCUGAAAAGACGGAUGAAAAUAAAAACCAUCAUCCUAAUCAUCGAAACACCGUGAUGAGCUUCAACGAUCAUUGGAUAGGAAUGCCAAAAUCUCCUUACGUACACUACACAGCUACAGUCAGUACUACAACAGCUUCCGUGGCGCCUCCAACAUCUCCACCGUUAGUCACGAAAAGAAGCUCAAAAUCGAGACCUAAAAAAAAAAGAAAACCAACUAAGAAUUCAAAGCGAAGACACGAUCCCGAAGAACUAACCAAGUCGGAAGAAGAAAAUUAUAGAAAAAAAGAAGCUUAUCCAGAUUUUGAGUAUGACUAUGACUCUUAUGGCCCAUCUUAUGGAAAACCGUCAGCUUCGACGCCGUAUGUCAUAAGAAAUUCAGCAUCAAAUUCAAGAGUGGUUUACAUGAAUCCUUCUGCUGCUGGAUCUUCACCAUCCGUGAGUGCGAUAUUUGCCGGUAUUCCAAAGAUUGCAACAUAUGUCGUCCCAUCUUCUAAAAAAUACUAUGUCCAGAAAGUGAAAUCUCACGCAAUGUACGCCCCACCAGUUUUUUCUGCGUCAUCAAACUCCCCUACAUAUGCUGCCUCUUCUAAUUCUGGGGUGAGAAGAAUUGAUCCUUUGGAUUACGAUGACAAUGCAGGUUCGGUUUUAGGUCCACAAAAUAGCUUUCCACCAAGAGCCGUUAUGAACAAGAUUGCUGAACCGGGACAACAACAACCCUGUCACGGGCCAGAAUGCCACCAACACCACAAGGGCUUGGUACGAUUUUAUUGGAGAAGAGUGGUUUAUCCACCAGGAGAAGGGGGGAGAAACCGCCCAUCCAGAUUCAGACGUCCAUCUAGAUUCAGAAAUCGUCGAAGAUUCCGUGACCGAGCCAGGUCUCCUUCAGAUCAAAAGGAACUAUAUGCUUCAGAACCGGAAGAAGAAGAGGAAGAGGAGGCUGAAGAUACUAACCAUCAUGAUGAAGAGGAAGAUUAUGAUGAAGAUGAAGAUGAAAAUGUGAACAGCACGAAUAGUCGAAAUAAAUGGAGACCAGGGAAGGCUUAUGGCCAUGAUUUGCAUGAAGGAAGUAAUUACAGCGAUGAUAAUAUGAGAACCUACAGAGAUAAAAGAUUUGCGUAUAAAAAGAGAAUAAAAAAUAAUUGAAAGCUAUUCAUUAUUAAGAUGAGUUGAAUCAUAUUGAUUUCAUGCAUUUCUAACCAGAAAUUUAUUUUGAAUAAUAUUGAGAGAAAAAACUAUUUUGUUAAGGAAUACAAUACUCAUCAACGUUUAACACUGAGUUUUAGGCAAGACAAUAAAACAUAUAUUACUUUUCAGGAUACUGGCCCAUUUUACAAUAAAAGUUUAUUCAAACUAUGCUUCG